Molecule: messenger RNA, 1189 nt
Organism: Saccoglossus kowalevskii
Lineage: Eukaryota; Metazoa; Hemichordata; Enteropneusta; Harrimaniidae
Product: type I iodothyronine deiodinase
Molecular function (GO): thyroxine 5'-deiodinase activity
Source: RefSeq, a predicted model, not a curated record
ACGUAUCUGUUACGACAUCUUCCUCACUCUUCCCUCAGAAUACGGUGUCCACAUAAAUUCAAGUAUGGGCCAUGGAGUGUACAGUUUUGGUUAGCAGUACUGUUACAGUGUAUAGUGAUUGAAUGUGGCGAACCACAGACAUGUUCUCAGGAACAAACAGACCAAAGCUGCGCUGCACAAAUCAUGGCAGAUAGAGAAACUGUGAUAAAGGUAUUGGAUAACUUGUUGACAGUAUUCAACGACGAAAAAGCACAGAAGAGAGCGGAUAUAUUGAUUAACCCAUUCGAUGACGCCAUGACUCUUAUAAAGAGAAUCACUGAAUAUCUUCACGAAAAUGUAAAACAAGCUUUUGCGGAAAAUGGCUUUGUUGUGAGUGAAACAGGAGAUAAACAUUUUCUGGGAGAAGUUAGACGGUGGUAUGGCAAUGAUGCAGAAGUGAUGUCCUAUUUGGAUAAAGUAAUGCCUCAUGGCUCUAAGUCAAUUGAAGGAAGCAACAUGGUUGGUGACAUUGCCCCAGAUGUUAUGGUGGUAACCAUGGAUACCAUGACAACCAUUCCACUCUUCUCUUUACACAUCCACAAAAACAGACCUCUUUUAAUGGCCAUAGUUCACAGUGGCUCACUACAUCGUUUAUUCGGUGACUACAAGAAUAAAGUAGACUUUCUUUUCAUCUAUAUUACUGAAGCACAUCCUGCAGAUGGAUGGAGGAUGGGUUCAUAUUAUAGUUCAUUCAAUAACGCUGUAUGCAUUGAAGAACGUGCAGAGGCAGCAAGAAAAUUGAUAGAAGUUGACACAGAGUACAAAACAUUCACAACAGACCGCGAAAACACAGGGAAGAUUCCAAUUGUACUGGACAGCAUGAAUAACGAGUUCAACAAACAGUAUUAUGCACAACCAGACAGAGUCGUCAUCAUUGAAAAUGGUGUAUUCACGUACAUCGGACCUACUGUUUCUGAAAUAUUAUCAAAUGACCCUGAAAUGUUGCCAACUGAUGAUGUUCGAAACUGGUUACAAAAGCGAUUUUUAUAGUAAUUAGGGAGAUAGUAACGAUUAUUUUAAUUAUGGUCAGCACUUGAAAACGUAACUUAGGCGUUUACUGGUACUUACAGUACUGUUAGAUACAAAAAAACAAUAAUCUGCAUAGUAAUUUGCAACGUAGUCGCUGAUUAGCUACUCGCACUGUCAUUCA